AAACCGCGCACGCGGAUGGCGUUUGGGUUCAUAGUGUGAGUACUAACUACACGUUUUCCGUAACAGACCACCUGGCGCUGGUACAUGGCUUCUAGUUCCGGAAAGCCAGCCGAGAAUUUCGAUUGGAAUGUAGAUACGGAGGUGCAGUUGUUUCACGCAAUGAAAGGUCAUAAACCAGUAGGUGUCAACAGGUACUUUCAUAUGGCGUGCAUCCUCGAGAAAUUCAGCGCAUCUCUAAACAAAGACAUAUCUUCGCAGACGAUAUGGGAGCACCUCGACACUAUGUAUGACAUGGCGGCUUUGCACGAGUCGGAAAUUAUUCCAUUUCCUAACUAUGACAAUGAGUUUGUGCUGCCUGAUAAUGACUUCGGAGACCUGAUGUCCAGCAGACCAGGAUCCAGCAAAAGAGCUCCAUCACCUGCUGCCAGAUCCUCCACGGGUGGCGAAGUGCGCGGUGAUGACUGUUCAGCAUCCAAGAAGCCUGAAGCCACCGGUGGCAAGACGGGCAAAGAUGACUGGAAUGCAGCCAAGGUGCCCAGUGCUGGUGUCAAAAUAAGGCGUGGUGAAGGAGAGCCAGCUUCCAG
This is a messenger RNA of Rhipicephalus microplus (southern cattle tick), 584 nucleotides long. RefSeq lists its product as uncharacterized. Gene Ontology annotation, cellular component: NuA4 histone acetyltransferase complex; nucleus. NCBI's taxonomy places the organism in Eukaryota, Metazoa, Arthropoda, Arachnida, Ixodida, Ixodidae. The record is from RefSeq and is a predicted model, not a curated record. Gene Ontology annotation, biological process: regulation of transcription by RNA polymerase II.